UGUCAUUCGCUCCUGCCAACUCUUCUAGUAGUGAUCAGUCUGUACGUGUUCGCGUCUUGGAGCUGGAAUUUGGGGAGUGGAAAUACCACUGUUACUUUCACAGUUGGCGUCAAGUCGAAUGAGAGUGACCCUCUGACAUUCUACUGUGUUGGUCAGACAGCGCGCAUCGGAAACGGGCCGAACCGUUACCGAACGAACGCAGUCAAAAGGAAUAGGAAUUGGGGAUGUUAUACAGGGUGGUAGUGAAUGUAUGAGAUAUUAUUGUAUCUUUAAAGUUUUUUGUUCCACUUUUGAUAUACAAUUAUCAGUUAUCGAUUGAUAGCCUACCAGUUGGGGCACUUUAGGCGUCUGGAUUUUCGGAAUCAACAAUUGUUUUCUGAGUUUGGAUUAUUAUUAUUAUUUUCCUGGGAAAUGGCAAGUUCUUAUUCUGCGAGAGAAACACGACUUUCGGAGGAGAGAGGAAACAGCAGCUGAAUAAUAAGCUUCUAAAGGAUGCUGGCAACCUGAAGCUGCCAGACGAAUUUCUCCUACAUUUCUGAGAAAUUUGUUAUUUUGCUUUGCGGACUAUAAAAGGGUGGAAAUAUCAACGUUUUUUAUUUAUUUUAAUUUUUUACAGAUUUGUUUGUUUUACUGUCCAAUGAUGUAUUGUGGAUUUAUACUGUUCCUUUCAACCCAACUCAUUGUUGUGGCUCCAUUGAUUCCAAACGUUGCAGAUACAUGUGGAGAUAACAUUGAGAUAACCAAUGCAGAUUAUCUCACCUCGACUGGCUAUCCGACCUCAUACCCUCCAUCACAACAAUGUAUGUGGGUGAUAUCAGCCCCAGAACCGGGCCAGAAGAUACUCAUCAACUUUAACCCUCAUUUUGAUCUGGAGGACAGAGACUGCAAGUAUGACUAUGUGGAGGUGUUUAACGGUGGGGACGAGAAGGCUCCAACCCUGGGGAAGUUCUGUGGGAAGAUCGCCCCCUCCCCUAUCAUCUCAAGCGGCAGCCAGCUUCUCAUCAAGUUUGUGUCCGACUACGAAACCCACGGGGCUGGUUUCUCCGUACGUUAUGAGGUCUUCAAGACAGGGCCUGAGUGCUCCAGAAACUUCACCUCGUCCAAGGGCGUUAUAAAGACGCCAGGCUUCCCAGACAAGUACCCCAACAACCUGGACUGCACCUUCAUGAUCAUUGCCCCCAAGAUGUCCGAGAUCGUGGUGGACUUCAAUGCGUUCGACAUGGAGCCUGACACCACCCCUCCACCCGGGGCGCUCUGUCGCUACGACUGGCUGGAGAUCUGGGACGGGUUCCCUGCAGUGGGUCCCCACAUCGGGCGGUACUGUGGUAACAGCAGUCCUGGCCGGGUCAUCUCCUACACAGGGAUCCUGUCUAUGACCAUCAACACUGACAACGCCAUCGCUAGAGAGGGCUUCUCAGCCAAUUACACUGUCAGAGAGAGGAGCCUGCCACAGGGACUGACACCAGAGGACUUUAAGUGUGUGGAGGGCCUGGGGAUGGAGUCAGGGGAGAUCACCUCGGAUCAGAUCACUGCCUCUUCUCAGUACAACCCUAACUGGUCUCCUGAGCGCUCCAGACUCAACUACAAAGAGAACGGCUGGACCCCCUCUGAAGACUCCAACAGAGAGUGGAUACAGGUGGACCUGGGAUUCCUCCGCUUUGUCUCAGCCGUGGGAACACAGGGCGCCAUCUCCAAGGAAACCAAGAAGGAGUACUUUGUCCGCUCCUACAAAGUGGAUGUGAGCUCCAAUGGAGAGGAUUGGGUCACAAUAAAGGAGGGCUCAAAGCAGAAGAUUUUCCAGGGGAAUCACAACCCUACAGACGAGGCCAGGUCGUUCCUGCCCAAGCAGACUCUGGCACGCCACGUCCGCAUCAGACCCAUGUCCUGGGAGAUAGGCAUCUGCAUGCGCUUCGAGGUUUACGGCUGCAAGACCUCAGACUACCCCUGUUCAGGCAUGCUGGGGAUGGUCUCCGGACAGAUCUCGGACGCCCAGAUCACUGCGUCGUCACAUGCAGAGCGUGGCUGGGUACCAGAGAACGCCAGGUUGCUGACAGGGAGGUCGGGAUGGACCCAGCAACAGACCAGACAGCCCUUCAGGAACGAGUGGCUGCAGGUGGACUUGGGCCAGGACAAGCUGGUCAGCGGCCUGGUUAUCCAGGGAGGACACCACAGAGACAAGAAUGUGUUUAUGAAGAGGUUCAAGGUGGGUUACAGCAACAACGGCUCUGACUGGACCAUGGUGAAUGAAGACAACGGCGCCAAGCCUAAGAUCUUCAUUGGGAACCAGAACCAUGACACCCCAGAGCUGCGUACGCUGGGCCAUCUGCUUACUCGCUUCCUCAGGGUUUACCCAGAGAGAGCCACCCCCGAGGGCCUGGGGCUCAGACUGGAGCUGCUGGGCUGUGAGAUCCAGGAGCCCACAACUCUCCCACCGACCACGCCUGUAGCGAUCACGUUUGCUGUAACCACAUUCGCUGCCACCAUGACCGCGUCUGUGACCACGCCCGCCCCGACGUCAGAGGAGUGUGACGACGAGCAGGCCAGCUGUCACAGUGGAACAGGAACAGGAGGAGGGGAGGACUACGACACAACAGGUGACACCACAGUGGCAGACCCUAUCAUGGAGGGAGACCGCGUACCAGAGUACCUAUGGUUUGCGUGUGACUUUGGCUGGGCAGACAACCCAUCGUUCUGCGGCUGGACACUGGAGACGGAUGCUGGUCCUGAGUGGAUGAUUCAGACCAGUGGGGCUCCUACAGUCCACAAAGGACCCAACCUAGGUCACACAGGAGGUUCAGGGAAUUUCAUCUACAUGCAGCUGGCUGCUGAGACUGAAAGGAAGGAGGAGGAGGCAGAGGAGGAGAGGAUGGAGGAGAGGGUGGCACGCCUAACCAGCCUGCCCGUCACCGCCCCGGACACAGACCUGUGUGUGUCCUUCUGGUACCACAUGCUCGGGGAGCACGCUGGCACCCUGCACAUCAAACAGAGGAGGGAGACAGAGGAGGGACGGGCUGAGGCACUGCUCUGGACCGUCAGUGGACACCAGGGCAGCCGAUGGAGGGAGGGACGAGUGCUGGUGCCCCACUCUAGCACACCCUAUAAGGUGGUGAUUGAGGGAGUGGGAGACAGGAGCACAGGACAUAUCGCGCUGGACAGUAUCAAGAUCCUGGAUGGACUCACACCAGAGGAGUGUAAGGAUCCAGAUAUACCAGAGGCUCCUACGUCCCAGCCAACAGAGAUCUGCAUAUACCCAAUAGACCCGUACUACCCAGAGGUAGUGGAGAACAGCGAGCUGGGUGACCCAGGCAACAUGCUGAAAACCCUGGACCCCAUCCUCAUCACCAUCAUCGCUAUGAGCGCUCUGGGGGUCUUCCUGGGGGCUAUCUGCGGCGUCGUCCUCUACUGUGCCUGCUCACACGGCCACAUGUCCGACAGCAGGAACUUGUCGGCUCUGGAGAACUAUAACUUUGAGCUGGUGGACGGAGUCAAGCUAAAGAAGGACAGCAAGCUGAAUGCACAGAACAGCUACUCAGAGGCGUAAGCUAAAGGCGUGAGCUUCCUCUGAGGGAAGGGAACACAAGCAGCCUCAUAGCUGGAGGAACUAGACCACUGGACGGAGGGUUGUGACCCAAAUGGCACCAUAUUCCAUAUAUAGUGCACAAUGUAGGGGAUAGGGUGCCCUGUAGUGCACUAUGUAGGGGAUAGGGUGCCAUUUGGGACGCAGUCAGCCAUAGAGAUGGUAGGAGGUUGUGACUGAGUCAUGAUAUUCUCAGGAGCUGCAGUGAAAGGAAUUUACCAGUAGGGGGCACUGUGUAUAAAGAAAAUGUGUACAGCAAAAAUUAUUAUUUUGUUUUUGGAUGUUUUGUGACAUGCUUUGUUUGUAUGUAAUCAGAUGCUGGUGUUGAGACCAAUUAAGAUGAAAGUAUUUAUCAUGUUUUUGUUCUUUUUGUUCUGAAAAUAUAUUAUAUUUCAUUUUUCUUCUGAAGUCAAUACUGUUUCACAGAAAGAAAGAGCAUAACUUUGAUUCACUAUCCUGAUGUGUGGCUGGCUAUUCAGCUGGCUAUGUUAUGUUUCUGUUUGUAUGUCUGCAUCGAUUUGUGCAUUUUGUGUGUGUGUGAGUAUGUGCUUGCGUGUGUGUGUGUGUGUGUGUGUAUCCAGAGGGGUGCUUGCCCUGGCCCUAGACCUGUGUCUAGUUCCGACAGUGCCUUUUUGAAAGUUUGUGUUGCAUUUUCUCUACUGAUUCUGUUCUGAUCAUAGUAGUACAUAGGCAUCCGCUGGUAGAGUCUGAUUCUGUUCUGUACAUAAUUGUGCAUAAGCAUCGGCUGGUAGAGUCUGAUUCUGUUCUGAUCAUAGCAGUUUGUAGGCAUCGGCUUGAAGAGUCUGAUUCUGUUCUGAUCAUAAGAGUCCGUAGGCAUUGGCUGGUAGAGUCUGAUUCUGCUCUGAUCAUAGCAGUAAGUAGGCAUCCACUGGUAGAGUCUGAUUCUGUUCUGAUCGUCAUAGCAGUACAUAGGCAUCGGCUGGUAGACUCCAUGCCAUCCCUUCAUAGCACAUGACACAUCCAACUUAUUGUACAUAGGUUUUAAUAUAUUUGAGCGGCCUUUUAUAUUUAAAAAAAAUACAAAAUGCGGUAGUAUCCUUUCUUUGUGCUUUCUGUAUCAUAGGUGAUGUUAUCUGGCUGUCAUCAUGUAUUUAAUGGGUAUUUUGUGUUAUGUUCCAUUGGUGCUCUCACAAUGCUGCCUGGAAAAGGAAUGUGUUAUUAUGGCCAAUGGUUAUGUUCAGAGCCAGCCAUGAUCAUCAGCAUUGGGUCUUAUUAAUAGAGUAUAAUGAUUCGCUACAAAGGACUAACAAGAAGAGAGUGAAGAGCCCAUCGGCUGUGUCUGAAAUGGCACCCUAUUCCCUAGAGUGCACUACUUUUGACCAGAACCCUAUGGGCUCUGGUCAAAAGUAGUGCACUAUAUAGGGAUUAGUGUGGCAUUUGGGAUGUAACCAGACAACAAAAUGGUGAAGCAUCGCUACGAAAACAUUUUUAUGACACUGCUAUGACAAUACUUGGGACAGUACGGGACAGUUUCCCAGACACAGAUUAAGAAUCUCUUUGAGAAUGCUUUUUAGUCCUGGACAUGGCUUAAUCUGGGUUCUGGGAAACUGGCCCUACAUGUCUAUGGUGGAAUGAUGGACCUUGAUAGAAUGAAAGAGACUCUUCUGUCAUGCUGUUUUCAUGCACUCUAGCUUACAUCCUAUGUGCUCUCAUUUUGUCUGUUUUGAACGCUAACGUAAAGAGUUCAUGCAAAACAAAGUACUGUAUGAAAUGGCGAAAACAUGGAUCUAAGGUUCAAUCAAUGGAUGUGAUGUAGCUAUACUGUUUAUUCCUUCGGCCGGGGUCUAUUUGAGCUUCUAUGUUUAGUCUCUGUCAUGUUUUCUUCAUUCAGGGAAGCUAGUUAGACAGAUGUUUCAAGGUUCUGCUUUGAGUUCUUAAUGGUAUUCCACAUUCCAUAGGAUUAGAAUGAUUAGAAUUAGAAUGAGUCAUUCCUGUUUCCAUGGUUCCACCACUCAAAAAUGUAAUGUUUUGGCCUAAUGUUUUGGUGUGGUCCUCUUCAAUAGGAAAGGAUGCUGCAGCACUAGACGUGAAAACAAUGUUUAUUUAAAAGAUCUUUGUGUUGUUUAUGAUAACGAUUUGUGAAAAAAGAGAGCGAGAAAGCGAGAGAAGGAUAAGACAGUGUUACAGAUAACUAUUUUAUAUGGUUUCAGAUUACAUGAUAUAAUUCUGAAAUGUACAAUUAUGGAGAUGUUUUUCAUUAUGGAAAAAGCUAUACACGUCUCUUUACUUACGUAAUGUUUUUAUUUAGUUGGUAUGCUAUAUCACCUUGUGUUUUUGUACUGUCACAAAUGUCUGUGCCAUUUUUUUCUACAAUGUUUUUUUUUCUUAUACUGCUUAUGUAAUUUGCCAUCCCAGAUAUAAAAAAAAAAAAGAAAAAGAAAAAAUAAUUAAGCAGUUAAGGCCUUAAUGACUGAAGUAAUUAUGUUUCUAUACUUGGACUCCGUCCCAAAUGUCCCCCUUCCCUAUACAGUGCACUACCUUUGGUCAGGGCCCAUAGGGUUCUGGUCAAAAGUAGUGCACUAUGUAGGUAAUAUGGUGCCAUUUGACUCCCUGGUCAGCUUCAAGACCCAUCUGGCUAUGUUGUUUCUGACUCUGAUCAAUGACUACUACAUUCCAAAGAAUUUGAUCAAAUAAAUGUUUGAAUAAGA
Molecule: messenger RNA, 6246 nt
Organism: Coregonus clupeaformis (lake whitefish)
Lineage: Eukaryota; Metazoa; Chordata; Actinopteri; Salmoniformes; Salmonidae
Product: neuropilin-1a
Exons: 18
Coding region: 638-3541 (967 amino acids)
Biological process (GO): vascular endothelial growth factor signaling pathway; axon guidance; angiogenesis
Cellular component (GO): membrane
Molecular function (GO): semaphorin receptor activity; vascular endothelial growth factor receptor activity
Source: RefSeq, a predicted model, not a curated record